This is a messenger RNA of Diospyros lotus (date-plum), 861 nucleotides long. RefSeq lists its product as uncharacterized. The coding region runs from base 1 to 861 and encodes 286 amino acids. The transcript has a single exon. NCBI's taxonomy places the organism in Eukaryota, Viridiplantae, Streptophyta, Magnoliopsida, Ericales, Ebenaceae. The record is from RefSeq and is a predicted model, not a curated record.
AUGAAGAGGCAACACCAAGAAGUCCAGACCCCAUCUUGGCAAGACAUGAAUCCUAGCAUACUCUCAAAGAUCUUUAGCUUUCUGGGCGUUGAGGACCAGCUCUUUGGCCCCCCCUUUGUUUGCCAGUCAUGGCUCUCUGCAACCCUGGACACCCUCUUCCAAAACUCCAAGCUUGAUCUGAGACUGAUGGACAGGCUUGAUGACAAGAACCUGAGAUUCAGAUUCACCCACCUCCUCAAAUUGGCCAUCAACCUCUACCAUGGCUGGGUAUCCAUCUAUUUCCCCAGCAAGCACAGGCUGGGAUACUUUGCUACUCUGUAUAUAGCAGAGAGAACUCCGAGGAUCACAUCUGUUGUUUUGCCUCCUCAAGUUUGUGCGAAUAUGAUCCCAAUCUUCAUCUCUGCCCUUUACUGGAAAAAUUUGAGGCUUUUCCAGGCAAGAAUGAAUCCAGAUCUAGGGUUUCUUGUGAUAUCCCAGCUGGUCGAUUGCUGCAAGAACAUCACCGAGCUCAGAAUCCAUGGCACAGUGGUAAUGGAGAGAGAGGUUUCCUGCAUAAUUGAAGGGUUUCCCAGGAUUCAGAUCCUUGAUCUUUCCGAGUGUGUUUCUUCUUGUGGGGCUUUGGAGAUUGCUCUGGAUGGGAGAUUGGGCUGGUUGAAGGAGCUUAACCUUUUGCACUGCAAGUUCAUGGGUGAUGAUGGCAAGGACAUCAGAGAAGACUACUUGAAAUUGAAGGAAUUUAGGAACAAGGUUCUUGAGAAAGCUUCUGGGUUCACAAGUUUGAAGAAGUUGAGGCAUUGUCUGGUGAAAGUUUGUCCAGAUUGCAGGGAUCAUGGCUCUUUAGAUCCGGAAAACUUACCCUAA